Cylas formicarius (sweet potato weevil) is the source of this 929-nucleotide messenger RNA. RefSeq lists its product as uncharacterized. The record is from RefSeq and is a predicted model, not a curated record. NCBI's taxonomy places the organism in Eukaryota, Metazoa, Arthropoda, Insecta, Coleoptera, Brentidae. The transcript has 3 exons. Bases 177 to 452 code for a protein of 91 amino acids.
CAAAAGCAUCACAAAAAAUACAAUUCAAUCGUCCGUCCCUUUCAUCCCCUGUUUCCGAGCGCGCAUCCCACGCGGUUUGUAGGAAUCCUAUAUAAACAACCCCUCUAGUAUCUCGACGUUCAGUGCUGCGUUAAUUCAAGCUGAGAUUUGAGUGAAACCAAAGUUCAGCUUUUAAGAUGGUUUCGAGGUUACUGCUAUUCAGCAGUGUAAUUCUAACUUUCCUGGUGUUCGCUGUAGACGAGACGGUGGAAGGAAGGUACCUUCCCACGAGAUCCAACGGAGAUAAAAUUGAUAAAAUCAGGGAGUUACUGAAAGACAUUUUGGAGUCGGAAAUGGAGAAAGACGAGCCGGAUCCACCAAGAUGGCGUCCGGAAAGCAAAUUCCUCUACAAGAGAGACGUCAAAAUCGAUGACGCGCCUGCUCGCAACGUCCUACUGACCAAAACAAUAUAGAGCAACUGAUUCAAUACCGACCCUGGCAGAAAAUGACGACAGCACCAUCUUGACUGUUAAUUCUAAUAACUAAGUCGACGUACUGCAAAAAAUGACAAUAAGUAGGUACAAUUUUUAACGUAAUAUAUUUUAAAUAAGCAAUAACGCUGAAGAAAAAAAAUUGCGCCUCGGUUACUACCUCGGGUGUCAGGUAUUGGGAUAGAUAUGGUGCAUUUCGAGCAACGCCAUCAGCGAACGGUCAUUUUUGCAAUUUGUCGGCUGGAUUAAAACCACUUUUAAAUGGAACUACGUCAAUAAAUUGCAUUAAAAUGUUAUUAAGCAAUAUUCAGAGUAUUUUAAACAUUGUGCAAUUUUAAAAUAAUACGUACAUAUAUAUUUGUUAACAUAGGACACAGAGUUUUAUAAUAUUGCGUUAAGGUACUGGGAAUAAAACUAUAUUUAAGCAGAUUUUGUUUGCAUUCGAACGCGUCGUCCAAA